AUGGACAACAUUUCCGCCCAAGUUGACAAGCAGGUCGGCAUUGUGGCGGGUGACGUCGAAAGCUACUGGACCUUCGCCGAGCUAUUUGACACUAUCAUUGAUCGCUGGCACUGUGGCUUCCCACCGCAUGCUAAGCACACCAACGAUCUCGACCCUUAUAAGAUAUCCAAGACGCAAAUCGAUCCUACAGCAAAAUACGUUCUUUCUUCCCGUGUGAGCAUCGUGCGAUCGAUCCGAGGGUACAGACUACCGCCGAGCAUAUCCUUCCAAGAACGCCGAGACGUAGAGAGGUUGGCCGUGCAGGCUUUGAAGACCUUCCCCAUACAUCUCCGUGGUUACUACAGACCUCUGGUCGGGAGUCGGAGUUUUUCCACUGAGAAUAAUGGCACUGAUGAAACUCACAACAAGGAGGAGGAUAUCACCCACCCUGAGUCGGGGCCUUUGCUCUCUUCCGGGGUCGGCCGGCACUGGCCUGAUGCUCGAGGUGUAUUCCAUAAUGAUACAGAUGAUCUCAGAGUUCUGGUUAACAAUGUGGAGCACUUGGAGUUCAUUUCGACCCGGAAAGGGGAUGGUGUCAGAGCAUGCUUUGCCGAGCUCUCCGAAGCCCUCCGCACCUUCGAGGCUUCGCUUGCGUCUCAGAAUCGGGAGUUGAUGCAUAACGAUCGUCUCGGGUACCUCUCGUCACACCUCGACAACCUUGGCACUGGACUGCACAUCUCAGUAGAGAUGAGGAUCCCCAAUAUGAUCGGCAGACCUGAUUUCGAGCGAAUCAUCCGUAGAAUCGGACUCAAAGCCGCUGGGAACACGCAAGGCGAUAAGUUUCAUCACACUUUGUUUGUCGGGAAUCUCGACGUCUUGGGACGUAGUGAAGUCGAAAUAGCCGAUGCCGUUAUAGAAGGUUGCGCCAGGCUGGUCGAGUGGGAGCAAGCGCUCGAGAAGGGUCGAGACAUAACGUCUGAGCUACCAAGAUGA
Messenger RNA from Perkinsus marinus ATCC 50983, 972 nucleotides. RefSeq names its product Creatine kinase B-type, putative. Gene Ontology annotation, molecular function: creatine kinase activity. The transcript is spliced from 3 exons. Gene Ontology annotation, biological process: phosphocreatine biosynthetic process. The record is from RefSeq and is a predicted model, not a curated record. NCBI's taxonomy places the organism in Eukaryota, Perkinsozoa, Perkinsida, Perkinsidae. The coding region runs from base 1 to 972 and encodes 323 amino acids.